This is a messenger RNA of Plasmopara halstedii, 1749 nucleotides long. RefSeq names its product atpase family aaa domain-containing protein 3-b-like. Gene Ontology annotation, molecular function: ATP binding; ATP hydrolysis activity; zinc ion binding. The transcript has a single exon. The record is from RefSeq and is a predicted model, not a curated record. Bases 1 to 1749 code for a protein of 582 amino acids. Lineage: Eukaryota; Oomycota; Peronosporomycetes; Peronosporales; Peronosporaceae. Gene Ontology annotation, cellular component: mitochondrion. Gene Ontology annotation, biological process: mitochondrion organization.
AUGCUCGAUCGAACUGGUCGUGGUAAAAUUGUGCUUCAGAAUUUCCAUAUCGUGGACAAAGAUGCUCUUUAUAUGCACAAUUUGGGUGCGACUCAACAACUAAUUAUCAAUUUAAGAGAUCAAAAGGAUGAGUUAGUGGCACUACGGGAACUCACUGCUGCACAACAACACAAGAUUGAGGAGCUGCAGAAGCACCUUGAGCAAGAAGUCAGUGUACAGUUGGUACAAAAGCGAUUGAUCGUUGAGACUGAGCUGGCGCAAACUGAGAAAAAGAUUGAGGAAGCUAAAAUUCGUGGAAAUGAAGAGCGCACGACGCUUGAGCUGAAACGGGACUAUGAAAUGCAAGUGGAGAAAGAAAAAAAUGUGCUGGAGCACCAGCGAAUGAAACAGCAGGACAUUGUGCGUCGUGAUCAGAAUCGAGAGUUGGUGCAGAUGCAAGAAGAGUCGAAUGUUCGUUUGGAACGUGCGAGGCGUAAGACAGAGGAAGUACUUAAGGAAAAACAAUUGGCAGCAGACCAUGAGCGAGCCUUGUUGGAACGAAAUACGACGCUGAUGAAGGCAGAAAUUGACGUUGAUGGUCGAAUCCGUCAGCAACGUGUGAAUCAAGACAUUGAGAUGGCACAGCUGCAACAGCGACUUGAAGCUGACCGCGUCAAGCUCAUGCAAGCUCUACAAGCCACGUUUGACAACCUCGGGCAGGGUAUUUCGAUACUUCUUGUGGACAAAGAAAAACUGUUUAAAUUUGUUGGAGCAUUUGUGGCACUUGCUGCGGGAAUUUAUCUGAGUCGAGAGGCGAUUCAUUUAAUGGGAAAAGUAAUUGAGCAACGACUUGGUAAACCUUCCCUUAUUCGUGAAACGUCACGUACAUCUGGUAUGAUCGGUUUCAUAAAUGCCUUGUGGCGUCGAAAGCCGGUAAAUGAACAAAAUGAAUUGGCCGGUGUUGUACUACAGAAAUCCCUCGCGACGCGCGUGCUCGAAAUUGCACGCUCGACCCGUAACGCGAUGCAACACGGCGCACCAUAUCGACAUUUGCUACUUUACGGACCUCCUGGAACUGGCAAAACAAUGGUAGCCAAGCGCCUUGCACGAACAUCUGGUAUGGACUACGCCAUUUUAAGUGGAGGUGAUGUUGGUCCGCUUGGAUCCGACGCUGUUACAGAGCUUCAUGCUCUAUUUCAAUGGGCAAACUCAUCUCCAAAUGGUGUUUUAAUCUUUAUCGAUGAGGCUGAAGCAUUUCUUGGUUGUCGGGCGACACGUAAGACACACAUGAGUGAAGCGAUGCGCAAUGCCUUGAAUGCGUUAUUGUACCAUACUGGCGCCCAGUCCAAGAAGUUUAUGCUCGUUGUCGCAACAAAUCGUCCAGAGGAUCUGGAUACUGCUGUGACAGAUCGGAUAGAUGACACGCUUCACUUUGACUUGCCAGAAAUCAAUGAGCGUUUACGUCUCUUGCAAAUGUACUUUAACGAAUAUGUAGCUCAUCUCAAAGAUCCCAAAAUGCUGCGUGAAAAGUCGAAAACAAUUUGUGAAAUAGCUUGUGCUAUGGAUUCAAAAGUCAUGACACAGUACGGAGAAAUCACGAAGGGAAUGAGUGGUCGCGAAAUUGCUAAAAUGAUGCUGUAUCUGCAAAGCAUUGUUUACGCACAAGAUCAAGCUGUCGUGACGCCUCAGCUUGUUGACCGUGUUGUAAAGGAAAAGGUGAAUGAACAUCAACGGAAGCUCGAGCUGAAAAAUUACAAUGACAAAAAUUGA